CUAAUCUUAUAAUUCAAAAGAAAACAAAUUUUUGUCUUCCUUUAGUUGGUCCAUAUUAUUUUAUACCCUUAUAUUCCAUACCCUUACCAAAACCAAAGGUAAGAAUAAGGGGUGGCUACAUAAGAAAAGAAUAAAGUCGCCAACCUUAUAUUAUUAUACACAUACCAUUUAUUUAUUUAUUUUCAUAUUCAUACAUUAACAUGAAAGUACCCUCAAAUUCCUCCUAACAAACACAUCUUCAAAAAAAAAAAAAAAAAAAAAUCAAGUGGGCUUUGAGCUGUGAUUUAGCUGGCCCUUUGAUGUAAUAUUUUCUCCUCUCUCUCACUUUCUCUCUCCUCACUAAAUAUACACAUACCACUCUCUUCAUUUCCAAUUCACAAACCCCUAAAAAUCAAAAAUUAUUAACUUCCAAACCAAACCCUUUCUUCUUCUUCUUCACAACCUCACACUUCAAAUCUUCUUCUUCUUCUCUUUCUCUCACUAAAACCCACAUUUUUCUCUCAGAUCUCUUCAAAAAAAAAGAACCCAGAAAAUCUGAGAGAAACUCACUCUCAUUUUUCAUUCAAAUUUGAUAAAGCUUUAAUCUUUCUCAUUCAAAUUUGAUAAAGUUUUAAUCUUUCUCAUUCAAAUUUGAUUUUCUUCAUCUGGGUUGUUUUCUUUUUCUCCAUUUUCUUCUUCUAUAGAUGUCUCAUGUGAGAUGAGAUGAAGAAAACAACAACCCACAACCCCAAUUUUUGUUACCUCUUUUCUUAUCUUCUUCUUUUCGUCACUUUUUUAACCGUCAAAACAUCAGCUUUCGUCGGAAAUGGUAAACUUUCCGACGCAGAAGUGAGCUACAUUCGUAAGCGUCAACUUUUAUAUUACAAAGAUGAAUUUGGUGAUAGAGGAGAGAGAGUGAUAAUCCCACCAAAUCUUCAAUUUCUUAACCCAAAGUUAAGAGAUGCAUACAUUGCUUUACAAGCAUGGAAACAAGCUAUUUUAUCUGACCCAUAUAACUACACUGUUAAUUGGGUUGGAUCUGAUGUAUGUCAUUACACAGGUGUUUUCUGUGCUCCAUCACCUGAUAAUUCAUCUGUACUUACAGUUGCAGGUAUAGACUUAAACCACGCAGAUAUUGCGGGUUAUUUACCAGAAGAACUUGGAUUACUUCGAGACCUUGCAUUGUUUCAUAUUAAUACAAACAGAUUUUGUGGUACUGUACCACAGAAUUUUAGAAAUAUGAGAUUGUUGCAUGAAAUAGAUCUGAGUAAUAAUCGAUUUGCUGGGAGAUUUCCAAAAGUGGUACUUUCAUUACCAAGUUUGAAGUUCUUGGAUCUGAGAUUCAAUGAGUUUGAAGGAAAUGUUCCUAGACAACUUUUUGAUAAAGAUCUUGAUGCUAUUUUUAUAAACCAUAAUAGGUUUAAGUUUGAGUUACCAGAUAAUUUUGGGAACUCACCUGUUUCUGUGAUUGUGUUGGCGAAUAAUGAUUUUCAUGGGUGUAUACCUGAGAGUUUGGUGCAUAUGUCAAAUUUGAAUGAGAUUAUAAUGAUGAAUAAUGGGUUUAGAUCUUGUUUACCAAGUAAUAUGGGAUUGUUGCAGAAUUUGACAGUGUUUGAUGUGAGUUUUAAUGAGUUGAUGGGGUCAUUACCAGAAUCUGUUGGACAGAUUAUGAGCUUGGAGCAGCUUGAUGUUGCGCAUAAUAUGUUUUCUGGGAAUAUUCCGCCAAGUAUUUGUAAGUUGCCAAACUUACAGAAUUUUACUUACUCUUAUAACUUCUUUACUGGUGAACCUCCUGCUUGUUUACGUCUACCUUCUUUUGAGGAUAGAAGGAAUUGUAUUCCUAGGCGGCCCGUUCAACGCUCUGCACGCCAGUGUAGAGCGUUAAAACCUGUUGAUUGCUCUUCAUUUGGUUGCGGCGGUGGCGGUGGAGGUGGCGGAGGUAGAUUUCCACCUUCCCCUAUUAUAUACCCUUCACCCCCACCACCCCCUGUUGUUUAUUUAUCUCCUCCACCUCCACCCGUGUUUUCGCCUCCUCCACCACCUCCACCCCCUCCACCUCCACCCGUGUAUUCGCCUCCUCCCCCACCUCCUCCCGUAUACUCCCCACCACCUCCCCCACCUUCUCCACCUCCUCCAUCACCUCCACCACCACCACCUCCCGUAUAUUCACCACCUCCGCCACCACCACCGCCGCCACCACCACCAGUUUACCCUCCCCCACCACCACCACCGCCACCGCCACCGCCACCGCCACCACCACCGCCACCGUCACCUCCACCGCCUUAUAUAUACAAUUCACCUCCACCACCACCACCAACACCAUCACCGCCAUGUGUGGAAUUACCACCACCACCGUCGCCGCACCCAUGUCCAGAACAUCCAGCACCAUUUAUGCCACCGCCUUCGCCGCCAUAUGUAUAUGUAUCACCACCACCACCAACAACGCCACCAGCACCGGUAUAUGAAGGACCAUUGCCACCUAUAUUUGGAUUACCUUAUGCAUCACCACCACCACCACCUUUCUAUUGAUUCUUUUUUUUUUCAGAUGAAUUUUUCACCUCCUCUUAACAAAAUUUAGGUUCUACUAUUACUACUACUAUUAUUGCUACUAGUAUGAGAUUUUAUGUCACUUCUUCAAUUGGUGUUUUCUUUUGGGCAAUAAAGAGAAGGGUAAAAACAAAGAUGUUUGUUUGUGUUGAAUUGAGAGUUUAUGUUGUCAUUCUGCAUUUGGAGGAACACAUGAAGAAAAGAUGGGAUUUUUAUACAGAAGUGAAAAAUUCAAGAGGAGUAAAUUAAAAGAGGAGGAAAAAGUCUCUUAUUUCCACAAAAAAUUCAUUCAGAAAAAUUGUUAUGGAUAUUCUGUCUCUCAACUCUUAUCUGAAGAGUUUGUGAAAUAAAUUUGGUGCAGCUGAGGAAAACAAAUCAUCAAAAUCAAAAAAAUAAUAAAAAAAAGAGUAGGAUUUGCAGGGGAAAGUGUAUGUAUAGGCUUUUGUUAUGCAAAUUUGAGGAAACCAUAAUUCUGGAUGGAAAGAAGAAAAUUUGCAGCUAACACUUAUCCCUGGUGUUGCUGCUUCUGCUGAUGCUGCUGCUAUGUGGGUUUGUUAUUAAUUUUUUUUUUCUUUUUGUUAUGAUCAUACUUUUUUUUUUAUUUCAUUUUUAAUUCUCCAUUUAUAGUACUAUAAUUUUGGAACAAUUUACUACUAUUUUGUAUUCAUUUUUCAGAAUUCAUAUCACUUUGUCUA
Beta vulgaris subsp. vulgaris (sugar beet) is the source of this 3221-nucleotide messenger RNA. Its product is annotated as leucine-rich repeat extensin-like protein 4. Lineage: Eukaryota; Viridiplantae; Streptophyta; Magnoliopsida; Caryophyllales; Amaranthaceae. The record is from RefSeq and is a predicted model, not a curated record. Gene Ontology annotation, molecular function: protein binding. The transcript has a single exon. Bases 703 to 2508 code for a protein of 601 amino acids.